AUGGGAAUGACCUGGCCGCAGGCGGCGCCCAGCAGACAGUGGCUACGCCGGCCUGAGCUUGCAUCCGGAGGGCUGGCCGAGGAUCUGCGACAACACUCAGCCAGCUUUGAGAACAGCCGCGAGCGCAAGGGCAACCGGUGGAAAAAUGCGCUGCAGGUGCUGCAAGGCGCAGAGCCCUGGUGGCUGACGCAUCGCUAUCCAGCACCAUGGAUGCUGCAGGAUAAGCUGGGGCUCUCACGCAGGGAGGUGGACUGCCUCAUGGCGGCAGCAGUCUGGAUGCAUGUUAAAGAUAGCCAGGACUCCGAAAGGUCUUGCAUGUCCUUCCCCAAGAUAGGACGCGCCCUAACCUAG
This is a messenger RNA of Symbiodinium natans, 351 nucleotides long. The record is from the annotation of a GenBank genome assembly. Lineage: Eukaryota; Dinophyceae; Suessiales; Symbiodiniaceae.